Cooperia oncophora is the source of this 546-nucleotide messenger RNA. Lineage: Eukaryota; Metazoa; Nematoda; Chromadorea; Rhabditida; Trichostrongylidae. The record is from the annotation of a GenBank genome assembly.
AUGGGUGCCACGGUAAUAACACAUGUCAAUGGAUGCAGUAUUAGAUAUUUCAAUAAUGGACAGAUUGAGCUGUAUCGUCUCUCUGGAGAGAUCUCGCGGUUCGACCCUUCUACAAAGCAGCGUACCGAGACAAUGCUUCAUGCUGAUCGCUCAAGAUACGUCGAAAUAUUUGACCCGAGCGGUUCUUGCCUCCGGAUAGAAGGAACAAAUAAAAGCUGGCAACGAUUUGGAGAACGAUCGACGUACAGGGGGCAUCCAUCAGACCGUCACGUAUACAAUCAUAGCAAUGUGGAGCCGGAAUGGAUAGAGCCCGAGUAUAAUGCUCGACGAUGUCCCGAUGGUGCGCUGAAGGUCAAAUUCGCUAAUGUCAUGGUGUGUUGCCUCGGUGUUGAGGAUGUUGGUUAUGUGAAGCACACAACUCGUCUGGAGAACGGUAGUGAGCGAAAGCGUAUGUGUGUCGAAUGGGGCCACGUGGCUCGGGCUAGACAACGUCAAAUCGAAGCCCGAAAAUGCCAACAAAUGACUGCCCUCAAUGCUACCGUGUAA